Molecule: messenger RNA, 1359 nt
Organism: Pseudo-nitzschia multistriata
Lineage: Eukaryota; Bacillariophyta; Bacillariophyceae; Bacillariales; Bacillariaceae
Source: the annotation of a GenBank genome assembly
GAAAAAGCACCGUGGGAAUGACGGAGUACAGCGUGACAACCUAGACCAUAGCUAACGAUAGGAGACGGUACAGAAUAGCACAGAAACAACGAAGAGUGAGUCGCUUUCAGCCCAUAGUGGCGACGGCUGUGACGAAGGCAAAGGAAACAACAUAUCAUUAUGAUCAAAACCGCCAAAUCUUCUCCCAAUGCCAAAAAUGUUGUCGAUGAGAAGGAGACAGAAGCAAAAGCAGAUACUAAAAAUGUUGUCGAUGAGGAGACAGAAGCAAAAGCAGAUACUUACGAAAAGGAGUAUCCGAAGUUGGAAGUGGAAAAACUCGAACAGAUAAGGGCAAAAGAGUACUCCGAGAAAUCAAACGACGAACGAGAGAGUCUUCUUAACGAACUACACGGAGUUUCGUCCCGUGCUGUUCCUGAAAACCCUGAAAUGAUACAUGCCGCCCUGCUCUUAUUUCAGCUGGAGCUCGAUAAAUGCAGUCUUGAGCACGAGAAACGAGCGUAUCUCCGGGCAUGUUCUAUGAAAAGCACCUAUGUGCAUUCCGUUGGCUUUCGAUUAAAAUUCUUGCGUGCGGAAUUUUUCCACGUUCAAAAUGCCACACUUCGAUACCUUCAAAACCUCAACUACAUGUUGGAUAAAUUCGGCGAGAUUGCCUUGAUGAGGCAGCUCUAUAUGUCCGAUCUAAACAACGAAGACAUUAGGUUUCUGAAAAAGGGAUACAUGCAGAUAUUGCCGUUUCGGGAUCGCGCUGGUCGAAGAAUCCUUGCGAGUCUCGGGUCGUUAGGUGGCUUUGAAUACUCAAUGGAAACGAAGGAACGAGUUGCGAUCUAUAUUUGUCAUGCAAUUUUGUCCGAAGAUGUUGUGUCUCAACGCAAGGGGGCUGUAAUGCUGGGGCUGCUAAACGAAGAAGCCAUCGAAAGCAUUCGAAUGAUAAAGAUGUCAAACACCCAUAAAUUCAUGCAAGCUAUGCCUCUACGUUUUUCUGGUCUCCACUCUUGCCUUCCCGAUGAUUUUCGAUUUCGGGUGAUUAAGGCCAUGGUGUUGCUCAUGAACAAAGGGGAUAAUCGUCACUUGACAAGAAUCCAUAUUGGUAAGUUUCUCUAGUCGGAUGCAGUCCAAUUAUAUUAUUGAGCAUUAUUCCAGUUUGUUUCACCUGCGAUACUGUACUGCCCUUUGAAUCCCACAUGGUUAUUUCAUUGAUUCCGACAAAAACUUGUGUUAGGGACACAAAUUGAGUGUGACUACAAGCUCCGUAGCUUUGGAAUUCCUACCGAGUUUAUCCCAAGAUCCUACACGGGAAAGAUCAAAGACAGCUACCACAAAACUUUCCUGAAGAUAAGAAUGGCCAUAGAUGCUCAUCGC